AGCCUACGCUACUUUUUUCCUAACACAUGAAUCUCCAAGCUCUAACUACCUUAUUCAAAGUAAAAGUAUGCAACCUUAGCGAUCGUACACAGUUAUGACCGUCCCUUCGCCCAGAACGCCUCUGAAACCUACCUCGACUCAAUGCCUCCCCCGCUACCCCCCUCCUCCACCCUGCACACGAUCCUCCUAGUCACCAAAUCGCGCUCCCUCGGGCCCCGCCUGGUCUUCCACUACCCGCCAGCCUCUCCCUCCGCCGCGUCCCUAGCCGCGAACACCCCAGCUGCCUGGUACGGCACCGCGACCUCGACAAGCGACGAUACCGAUAGCAGCUCCAGCGAUUGGGACAGCAGCACCGAAGAUGGCGCUGGUGACGACGAGGAAGCCGGAAGCCGUGCUAGUGGGAGUGGGCGCGCUGGUGGGUCGCGGAGCGUACACAGCCAUCGCACGCGGUUGACAGCCGGCGGCUUCAGGACGUUGGAGGGCUUCGACGAGGAUGACGACGGGCUGGGAGAUGAUAUGAACGGGGAUAGCUCGAGGAAAGGCAAUGGGCUGGGCAGGGAGGGUAAAGACGGGGGUAAGGCGGAAUGGGAGACUGUACUGGGGUUCAAGAUGGAUGCGCUGGAGAAAAUGCUGACCCCGGGCAAGUCGUUCAAUAAGAGGCGGUUUGAACUAGGUGUGGAGGGGAUCGUGUUCGUGGGCGCGCCUAUGUUUGUGAGGGAUGAUGGAGGGUGGAAGAAGGGGAGGCGGUAUGGGAAUAAGGAGAUGCGCGCGAGAAUGGGCCCGGAUGCGGUUAAUGAAGCUAACAAUUCGAAGGGUUUUGACCAGGACGAGGGCGUGGGUCUCGACGAGCCGGAUUCUGAGAAAUUCAUAUACCCGGAAGGCUUCGAGCCGGGGUACGGGCAUGGCUUAAUGUCUGGAGCUGCAUCUGGGGCAGUGUCCGAGGCGGGUUCGGAUACUAGAAGUCAAUCGACGAACGGUUCAACGCCUGAUAUGACUAUGUUCAAUAUAGUCUUUGUGCUUAAUCCUCCUGCGUUGGAGUACCAACUACGAGUGAAGGAGAUGUACGACAACGUAGGCAGGAAGUACGCGAAGGCCCUCAAAUAUGAGCAAGCAAAGUUUGACUACGUCUGGAAAGAAUCAAAAAAGAUAAUGGCUAUGAAAACUGGGGCCAUAGAGAACGGAGAACCAAUGUCAUUGGCAUGGCAUAAGAUUAUAUCCAGUUCUCCUCUUGCGAAGUCUAUUGCUACUAUAUACGAUUCGAUUUCCAACGACAAGAUAGCUCAUGUUCACCUUGACGCUACAUUUGACACAUCGUUCCAGAUACCUCAAGCUGUGUCCACUCCCUAUAUCCCCUCCGCUAUGGAACCACAAAUGCCUGGCCUAUGGCUGACGACCGCAAAUAUUGUCAAUGAUGAUGAGCCCGAACUCAACUUUACUCAACAUUAUGCGCUUCUGCUUCUCGAAGACACUGAAACUCUUGUGAAGGAGCUUGAAAGAGAUGCGAAAGACAACGCCAUAGCUUUCUACAUUCGUAGCGUCACUCCUACAAAGUCUCUCCAUAAGCUGUCCAUAGCUCAUUCGAUCCCGUCGCAGGAUAUUCAAUACAUCGCGGGUCAUCUUGUGUAUUGGCGCAGAGCACGCCUCAUUCCUCCCCUCCAUCAAAGAGACACCUACAUCGUUUCGCCUAAUGCCGAUAUGCGAGCCUUGAAACAGGCCGUCUCAGCAUAUGCCGCACGGUUUCCAACUCUUCCGUCUUUACCAGAAAUGUUGCAUAGACUUUCAGGCCCUCCUAGGCCAUAUGCCAACUAUAUCCCGAGUCCAGAUCACCGACAAGUGUACAUGGAGAUACUAGCAUGGCUAAUGCGAGGUGGCUGGGUCACACAACUGAGAACGUUCGCGUGGGUAAGAGUGCCGGUAGAGAUCAAAGCCCAAGUAGCUGCAACCAUGGAGCGCGAAGCAUCCCUGAAGAAAGCAGCAGAGAUGGAAGCUGCUCGACAUGGCGAAGACAACGACCCGAUCGCCUCAGUAGGCGACUCUAUCUUGUCUAGUGGCGAAAGUGGACAUAUGAAAAAGAGCUCGCUGCUCAGUGGGAAUUGGCCAGCAACGCCAGUUCGUCGUUCGCCUCACAAUGAAGACACAGAGGCUAUGGAAGCAUCGACUAUUAUCUCUCCACGGCUCCAGCCUUACCGGUCUCCAGCGCGGCCCUCGUCUGAUGCUGGAAGUACGAGUAGCUACGCGACUACGGUUCCAGCAACUUCAAGUGCAGCUGUUGCCACCUCACCGCAGUCGCAAAAUCUUCCACAUCGCCCCUCACCGCUCCACUCCAACACAGCAAUACGUGCGUUCUCGCCUUCACGCUCACGGCCCUCAGCACCCCCUAGUAUCGUCUCACCAACUACGGGCGGCCCCUUUUCGCCGUCGCAAGAGACAACCGUCGAGGCAGCAUCCUCGAAGUUCGAACCCAGUCUGAUUCUCUCGCCUCAAAAAGCAAAUGAGAUUGAAGCACGGUGGCUAGAACAGAUAUGCGCUUCCUUUCGCAACGCGGAUCUUCGAGAGAUGUGGCCGACAUUGCUCAAGUAUUUCGAUGGGAAGCACGCGCUGGAUGAUGUUGCGUUGCGCGAGGGCUUGAAACGGAAGAGGAUCGCGGCACUUGUUGGUAUGAUUAGGGAAGGAGGAUGGCUGUUGACGGUGAGGCAUUGGUGAGUGACCUUUUUGACGCCAUCUGCAUCUAAUUGGAACUCCAUGAAAAGUUUUUUCUUCGUGUAUCGAUGUUUAGUAGGAUACCCAGGAUGCUUGGCAGCAGCCGAGACGUUUCAGCAGAGACGUUUAACAUUUGUUUCACGCUACUCCCAAGCACUUGAGGUGCCCAGAAGAUGAUUCUCCAAUGCAAUCUACGCGGAAUAAAACCAUUCUCAAUAUCGAGCUGCUUUGCGAUGCUGAUUGGCAAUCGAAAUUGAAGUUAUGAACGAUGCCAUUGUCUAGCUUCGCUGCCCUCGCCCC
Mytilinidion resinicola is the source of this 3000-nucleotide messenger RNA. RefSeq lists its product as uncharacterized. The record is from RefSeq and is a predicted model, not a curated record. NCBI's taxonomy places the organism in Eukaryota, Fungi, Ascomycota, Dothideomycetes, Mytilinidiales, Mytilinidiaceae. Gene Ontology annotation, cellular component: GATOR1 complex. The coding region runs from base 142 to 2703 and encodes 853 amino acids. The transcript is spliced from 2 exons. Gene Ontology annotation, biological process: negative regulation of TORC1 signaling; TORC1 signaling; positive regulation of autophagy.